AUGACAAAUAACUUUGAGAGAACUCUUGGCGAAGGAGGGUUUGGAGUUGUGUACCACGGUAACUUAAACGGUAACGAACAAGUAGCUGUUAAAGUAGACCUUCUUCUGAGAGUACAUCACAUAAAUUUGGUAAGCCUUGUUGGUUAUUGUGACGAAGGACAACACUUGGUCCUCAUCUAUGAGUACAUGUCCAACGGAAACUUAAAACAACAUCUAUCCGGAGAAUAUGCUACUACUCCUUUGAGUUGGGAAAAUAGACUAAGAAUUGCCGCAGACACAGCACAAGGAUUGGAGUACUUACACAUCGGAUGCAAACCACCAAUGAUUCAUAGAGAUAUCAAAUCUACGAAUAUACUUCUUGAUAAGAAUUUUCAAGCUAAACUUGGCGAUUUUGGACUUUCAAGAUCUUUUCCAGUGGGUAGUGAAACUCAUGUGUCAACCAACAUUGCUGGAUCGCCAGGUUAUCUUGACCCUGAAUAUUACAGAACAAACUGGCUGACAGAGAAGAGCGAUGUCUUCAGUUUUGGAGUCGUAUUACUGGAAAUCAUUACUAGCCAGCCCGUGAUUGACCAUACACGUGAAAAGUCUCACAUAGGAGAAUGGGUUGGAUUUAGAUUAACUAACGGAGAUAUCAAAAACAUUGUGGAUCCAAGUCUCAUUGGGGAUUAUGACUCUAGUUCAGUUUGGAAGGCUCUUGAGCUAGCAAUGUCAUGCGUUAGUCCAUCCUCGUCUGGAAGACCAAACAUGUCCCAGGUUGCAAAUGAACUAAAAGAGUGUCUCUUAUCUGAAAACUCAAGGAAAGAAGGUAAACAUGAUGUGGACUCCAAAAGUUCUGUUGAACUGAGCACGAGCUUUGGGACUAAACACACUCCUGAUGCACGCUAAUUAAUGCCAAGAGUCCCCCACAGUGUGUGUUUGAAUAACAAAAACAUCUCUUCCAUCCGAAAGGAAAACAAUUUCUUUUGAUUUUCUUUUUAUGUUCCGUGUAUCAUAUUUGGUUUAAUCGAUCAAAUACAUUGACAAAUACUUGAGAGGGAUUUUUUUUUUCACUUUAAAGCUUUUUAUAAUUUUAAAAGAAUGAAUGUUAUAUGUACCUUUUUUAAAGAAUAUAUAGAGUUUGAACUGUAA
Messenger RNA from Brassica rapa (field mustard), 1128 nucleotides. Its product is annotated as probable LRR receptor-like serine/threonine-protein kinase At4g20450. Gene Ontology annotation, biological process: protein phosphorylation. Gene Ontology annotation, molecular function: protein kinase activity; ATP binding. The record is from RefSeq and is a predicted model, not a curated record. NCBI's taxonomy places the organism in Eukaryota, Viridiplantae, Streptophyta, Magnoliopsida, Brassicales, Brassicaceae.